CCGGAAUAAGGAGCAGGUGCCAUGGGGCUCUGGAGGCGACUGGUCUUCUCCUUGUUGCUGCUGCUGCUACUGCGGGGCCUGGGGCAGUCGCCAUGGGUGGCGGCGGCGGCCCCGGCCCUGCGCUGGCUCCUGGGCGACCCUGCCUGCGGCGCGCUUCUCGGCCUGGCCGUGCUGGCAGGGCCCUGGCUGGGUCUCUGGACGCCGCACUGGCUGAGCCUGGCGGCCACGGCCCUACUACUGACCCUGCUGCCCGCACGGCCGCCACCCGGGCUCCGCUGGCUGCCGGCCGACCUGGCCUACACCUUCCGGAUGCUCCGCCUGGGCCUUCGCACAUGGGCGCGCUUGCGGCGCCGACCGCCGGACACCUUCGUGGAUGCCUUUGAGCGGCACGCGCGGGCCCAGCCGGGCCGCACGAUCCUAGUGUGCACCGGGCCGGGGGGCCGCGCGGUCACCUUCCGGGAGCUGGACGCCAGGGCCUGCCAGGCGGCCUGGGCCCUGAAGGCCGAGCUGGCCAGCACCGUGGGCCUGCGCGCCCGGGAGCCCACAGCCCUGCUGGUGCUGCCCUCACAGACGCUCCCCGCCCUGAGCCUGUGGCUGGGGCUGGCCAAGCUGGGCUGCCCGGUGGUCUGGAUCAACCCUCACGGCCGCGGGCCGCCACUGGUGCACGCGGUGCUGAGCUCCGGGGCCCGCGUGCUGGUGGUGGACCCAGAGCUCCGGGCGAAUCUGGAGGAGGUCCUGCCCAAGCUGCAGGCGGAGAAGGUCCACUGCCUCUACCUGGGCCGCAGCUCCCCCACGCCCGGGGUGGGGGCCCUGGGCGCCGCCCUGGCCGCCGCCCCCUCAGACCCCGUGCCCGCCGACUUGCGGGCGGACAUCAAGCUUCGAAGCCCAGCCCUGUUCAUCUACACCUCGGGAACCACCGGGCUCCCCAAGCCCGCCAUCCUCACCUACGAGCGGGUGCUGCAGGUAGCAGGGAUGCUGACUCUGUGUGGGGUCACAGCCGAUGACGUGGUCUACACAGUCCUGCCUUUGUACCACACCAUGGGGCUUGUCCUUGGAGUCCUCAGUUGCCUGGACCUUGGGGUGACCUGUGUCCUGGCCCCCAAGUUCUCUGCCUCUGGCUUCUGGGACGACUGUCGGCAGCAUGGUGUGACUGUGAUCCAGUAUGUGGGUGAGAUCCUGCGGUACCUGUGCAACACACCCCAGCGGCCAGAGGACCGGACACAUAAAGUCCGCCUGGCGAUUGGCAAUGGACUCCGGGCAGAAGUGUGGGAGACCUUCCAGCGGCGCUUCGGCCCCAUUCGGAUCUGGGAGAUGUAUGGCUCCACCGAGGGCAACGUCGGCUUCAUCAACUAUCCAGGGCGCUGCGGGGCCCAGGGCAAGACCAGCUGCUUCCUCCAAAUGCUGUCCCCCUUCGAGCUGGUGCAGUACAGCCUGGAGACCGAGGAGCCUCUGAGGGACAGUCAGGGACUCUGCAUCCCUGCAAGGCCAGGGGAGGCAGGACUCCUGCUGACCCAGGUGUUGCGUCACCAACCUUUCCUGGGCUACCGCGGGCCCCGGGAGUUGUCAGAAAAGAAGCUGGUGAAGAACGUGCGGCGGACAAACGACCUUUACUACAACACCGGGGACGUGCUGGCCAUGGACCACGAAGGCUUUCUCUACUUCCGCGACCGCCUCGGGGACACCUUCCGGUGGAAGGGUGAGAACGUGUCCACGCGGGAAGUGGAGGGCGUGCUGUCAGUCGUGGACUUCUUGCAGGAGGUGAACGUGUACGGUGUGCCUGUGCCAGGGUGUGAGGGCAAAGUGGGCAUGGCCGCUGUGCAGCUGGUGCCCGGCCAGGCCUUCGACGGGCAGAGGCUGUACCAGCACGUGCGCACUUCGCUCCCAGCCUACGCUGCUCCCCAUUUCAUUCGAAUCCAGGACGCCUUGGAGAUCACAGGCACGUUCAAACUGGUGAAGUCCCGGUUGGUGCGCGAGGGCUUCAACGUGAGUGUCGUAGCUGACCCCCUGUUCGUGCUGGACAACGAGGCCCAAGCCUUCCGGCCCCUGACUCCAGACAUAUACCGGGCAGUGUGUGAGGGAGCCUGGAGACUCUGACCUCCCAUCAGCUCACAGGACAUCCGAAGGCGCUUCAUCCAACGCUGGUCCCCGCCUCCGCUUGUCCCCUCACCUACUCCCCAGACCCGAUGAGCCUGGCCUUAUCCCCAGCUUCACAAGCUGGGGUGACCCUGGCCCGCAGCAGAGUGAGAAUAAACCCAGAUGUGUACACGGA
Messenger RNA from Odocoileus virginianus texanus, 2269 nucleotides. It is a transcript of the gene SLC27A5, whose product is annotated as solute carrier family 27 member 5. Gene Ontology annotation, cellular component: endoplasmic reticulum. The record is from RefSeq and is a predicted model, not a curated record. Gene Ontology annotation, molecular function: long-chain fatty acid transmembrane transporter activity; long-chain fatty acid-CoA ligase activity. Lineage: Eukaryota; Metazoa; Chordata; Mammalia; Artiodactyla; Cervidae.